ACUUGUAAAUACUUAAACUCACAAAACGCGUCGUCGCACGAUAGAGUAGAGACGAAGACGAAGAAGAACAUAUGCUUCGUCAAAAGUAGAUCCGGAUCCUUCUUCCAUCAUCGGAAUUGUUAAGCUCCGGGAUCUGUAAGGGUUAUAUACUGAUUAGGAAUGGCAUCAAGGAGGAGUGUACGGUAUGCUCAGCUUCCUGGAGAUGAUGAAGACUAUGCAGAUGGUGGUGGUGGUGGGAGGAGAGAUUUCGAUCCUCGUUUUGAUUACACACCGAAGGCGUUUGAUAGAGUGCCAUGGAAAUCGAUAGGACUAGCUGUGUUUCUUCUCGUCCUUGGUUGUUUGCUUCUCCUUUUGGCGGUUUUCAUCUUCACCGGUCACAUGGAAGGAGAUAGCUCUCAAGGAUAUGCUCUUCUUGUCCUUGGCUUCCUUACUUUCCUCCCUGGGUUCUACGAGACACGGAUAGCUUACUAUUCAUGGAGAGGAGCUGAAGGGUACCGUUUCGCUGCCAUUCCCUCUUACUGACUUCCCAACUAGCUUAUCAUCUGUGCAUAGAAAAGUUGUAGUUUUUUUUCUUUAUGAGCAAGUCAUAUUAUAGAAAAUGGAAUCCAAUCUAGACUUUGAGCUGUUUCAUGAAUAUCAGAGAGAUACUACAUAGAUUGUUGAUCCAGUUUGUGAAUCUUAUUGAAUCUCGUUUGUUAUCAGAAUUUGUAUGCCUCUUUUAGUA
Molecule: messenger RNA, 724 nt
Organism: Brassica rapa (field mustard)
Lineage: Eukaryota; Viridiplantae; Streptophyta; Magnoliopsida; Brassicales; Brassicaceae
Product: transmembrane protein 230
Cellular component (GO): endomembrane system
Source: RefSeq, a predicted model, not a curated record